CCCGCAUAGCAUACACGCACUCUGCUACUCUGCUUGGCUUGCAUUUUCCCACUUAGCCCCGAAAAUGGCAGAGCCAAUCAGUGACUUAUAUCCAGAGAGACGAGUCUGCUAGACGACCAAAGGAAUAAGAGCUGAUGCAUGCGGAUUGCAGGAUCAACUCUUGAAAGCCACGAUCGUAUCGAACACAUGCACACGAGGCUUAAUCAAUUUUCCGGUUUUUCCAAGAAGUUUUUAAGCAAUAUAUAACCACCAUCAAGCGGUUAUUGUAUGCAGUUCUAAUUACGGCUAACCUCUACUGUGUUCCCGGGUUCUUCCACGCACACAGACACAUUCAAACGCUUCGCAAAGAGAGAGAGAGAGAGUAAGAUAUAUAUAGGUUUGAUGGAAGGAUCGGCCCUCCCCCGACGGCCCCGACUCGAGUGCAAUUCGAGUAGUUCGACACCAAAGUUACUCGGAUAAAGUUGUUAAGUCGUCACAAUCGAAAGCAUUCAUUGUCAACGUGUUUACGGUCAUAACGGAAACUUUCUUGCGUUAAGAACUAGUCUUUAUUCAGUCUGCGGGUACAGUAUAUAUUACCCGUCCCGGUCAGUGCAAGCAGAAUCUGCUAGCGAGCCUCGAACUAUCUAGUGCGAGUCAAACGAACGGGAGAGUAACACGAGAUACAGGCUUAUAUUAAACUAAGAGUCGCGAGAAAGAAAAAAAGCCUGUGUCGGCAGAAGUAACGGGAGCUCGUACUUUUGAGGCGUAAGUGUCAGUGAACGACUUAACCACGGCGGGCAAGAAAAAGAGACGCGGCUCCCCGCGUGAUCGUGAUCGGGACGAAGACGAGGACUACCACCACCGCAGCAGCAGCAGUCGUAGGCGCAGCCGAAGCCGGAGCCGCGACCGCGAGUCCUCGUAUCGCAACAGUCGCUCGAGCUCCAAGUCGAACAACCGGGAUCGGGACCGACGCAGCACGAGCAGCAGCCGCAGCGGUUGCGGCGGUAGUAGCAAACAACAGUCCUCGUCCUCAUCUUCAGCGGCAGCGACGGCUGCGUCUGCAGCCGCAGCAGCAGCAGCUGCCGCCGCCGCCGGCUUCAGCAGCAUGUCCAGUGCACCCUUGGCUGCUAUGCAACAGGACCAGAGCAAUAGUAGUCUGGACCUAGGAGGUGGUAACAGCAAUCCCGGUAGCACGACUGGCAGUAUGAGCGAUUACUCCAUGGUCGGGCCACCCCAGACUUUCUCCCAGAGCUCAGCUUUUGCCGCUGCGGUGCAGCGUGCCAAGCAGAUUGCCGCAAAAAUAAAUCCAGGAGGUACAAAUAAUUCCGAUCCUACGAAAAAACGGUCUUUGGAAGAUGGUUCAGAACCUGAAGCAAAGAAACUUGCUAUCCCUGAUCCAAUAUUUAAUCUUCAUGGAGGAAUGACAUCUGGUCAUGAUAGCACACCCAAACCAACUGCUACUUCAGCACCUACAAUUCCUACAAUGGGUAUGGGUAUGUGCAAUGAAGAAAUCAAAGUUCCUGACAAAAUGGUGGGCUUAAUAAUUGGCAGAGGAGGUGAACAAAUUACAAGAUUACAAGCUGAAACGGGAUGUAAAAUUCAAAUGGCUGCAGAAAGUGGGGGUCUGCCUGAGCGUAUUUGCACGCUAUCCGGCACCCGAGAAGCUGUCAAUCGAGCUCGAGAACUUGUCCUAUCAGUUGUCCACCAAAAACGACCUGAUGAACAAAUACCAGGAGCAAAUCCUCCUUACCCGGGACCUUCACCUCUUCCAACGACUUCUGGUAAUCCGGGUUUGGUAGAGAUCAUGAUACCCGGCCCCAAGGUGGGUCUAAUAAUCGGUAAAGGUGGUGAAACCAUCAAGCAGCUCCAAGAGAAAUCUGGAGCUAAAAUGGUUGUAAUUCAAGAAGGUCCUGGUCAAGAACAAGAAAAACCUUUGAGAAUUACUGGUGAUCCGGCCAAGGUGGAACAUGCUAAGCAAUUAGUCUAUGAACUAAUUGCUGAAAAAGAAAUGCAGAUAUUCAACAGAAGCAGAGGUUUUAAUUCAGAAGGAAAUCCAGAAGGCGUAGAGGUAACUAUUUAA
This is a messenger RNA of Copidosoma floridanum, 2059 nucleotides long. It is a transcript of the gene Psi, whose product is annotated as P-element somatic inhibitor. Gene Ontology annotation, molecular function: RNA binding. Gene Ontology annotation, biological process: regulation of DNA-templated transcription. The record is from RefSeq and is a predicted model, not a curated record. Lineage: Eukaryota; Metazoa; Arthropoda; Insecta; Hymenoptera; Encyrtidae.